AUCAUAAAGGAAGUCUGCAGUCCUAUUUUCCUCAGAGGUGCCAGUCUCCAGCCAGCCACGGCCCUCAAGAAAACAUGCAACCUUACAAAAGCACAAGCUGGAGAAAACCUUUCCCCACAAGGUCCGAUGACAAGGAUAUCCAGCACAACGAGUGGUACGUUGGAGAAUACAGUCGCCAGGCAGUAGAAGAGGCAUUAAUGAAGGAGAACCAGGAUGGUACUUUCUUGGUCCGAGACUGUUCCACAAAAUCCAGGAAGGAACCCUAUGUUUUGGUGGUGUUUUACGGGAACAGAGUAUACAAUGUGAAAAUCCGCUUCCUGGAGAGGAAUCAGCAGUUUGCCCUGGGGACAGGACUCAGAGGAAAUGAGAAGUUUGAUUCAGUGGAAGACAUCAUCGAACACUACAAGUAUUUUCCUAUCGUACUAAUUGACGGGAAAGAUAAAACUGGGCUCCACAGGGAAGAGUGCUACCUCACUCAACCACUCCUGCUGACCAGACACUUCUCACCUCUGUAGUCUGGGCUUUGUUUUAUCUUUGGUUUAGUGGAUUUCAUGCUUCUAUCAUUUU
Carlito syrichta (Philippine tarsier) is the source of this 567-nucleotide messenger RNA. RefSeq names its product cytokine dependent hematopoietic cell linker (gene CLNK). Gene Ontology annotation, biological process: intracellular signal transduction; cell surface receptor protein tyrosine kinase signaling pathway. The record is from RefSeq and is a predicted model, not a curated record. NCBI's taxonomy places the organism in Eukaryota, Metazoa, Chordata, Mammalia, Primates, Tarsiidae. The annotation marks the transcript as partial. The transcript has 4 exons.